Molecule: messenger RNA, 11863 nt
Organism: Xyrichtys novacula (pearly razorfish)
Lineage: Eukaryota; Metazoa; Chordata; Actinopteri; Labriformes; Labridae
Source: the annotation of a GenBank genome assembly
GUUGGCCUUCAGGGCCUCCGUACAGAAUAAAUUACUUUAAAUAUAAGUGAGACUCUGAGAUAACACAGUUGAUCGAUCCGUGAUCGGUGUUAUUGAUGACUCAUAUCAGAAACCAAACUCCUGUGAUAAAUGUUUUGUUUUUUGAUCACAGGGAAAACUCUGUACUACUCUAUGAUCGAUUAAUCGUGCUGGAUCGAUCGGUGGUUUCGGACCGAACCGUCGGUCUCUUACCUUCGUCGGCCGAGCAGCGGGUCAGCAGGAGCAGCGGGAGAAGGAGCAGCAGCAGCCCGCAGGAGGAGGCCCGUCCCCCGGACUCAGGGGCCCGCACACCCCGCAGACCCUCCAUCCCCUCCGGAAUCCUGACUGGAUGAGACCCGAGGAUCCCUGAUCGAUCCGGGUCGAUCACACCUAUAGAUCCCUGAUCGGUGACGUCAGCUGGGCUCGCUCUCAGCCGGCCGCGCGCGCCUCAUUGGAGCCGAAAAGUGAAUAAAAAUCCAGAAAAGGGUUUUAGAGUGAAGAAGGAGAAGAAGAGGAGGAGGAGGAGGAGAAGGUCUUCAGAGGAGGAACAACUCCAAGAUGGACGCCUCCAAAGACAGACAGAAAAAAAGUCCCAAAAACAGAAAAAAAACUGAAGAAAAAGAAGAAAAACUGGAGUCUGAUAACCUCCACUCCUCUGUCCGGGUCUCCUUCAUCCCUCCAUCCCGACUCUCCGUCUGUUUUUCUCCUCUUUCUUUCUUUCUUUCCUCCGAGACAGGAGAGCGGGGCGCGGCUGUCCCUGAGGCCGGGAGAGGAGCGCUGAGAGGCGGCCUGCCGAGCGGAGAGGUGUCGGUGUGUGUCUGCGGGACCAGAAAGAAGCACACACACUCUCUGUGUCCUCUAACACACACACGCACAUGCACGGACACACUGGGGGUCAGAUAUCUGUGUGUGUGUGAGUGUGUGUGUGUGUGUCCUGUCCCAGUGCUCCCAGUGUGUCUCUGCGGGACCAGUUUAAACAUCCACUAAACUUUAGACAAAAGCAGCCGGACACGCCGAGGACACGCCCCCCACAGUCUGUGAUUGGCUCGACGGCCUGUCAUCGUUCAAAGGGGCGGGGUUAGGGUAAUGAUUGACAGACAGAUGUGCAGGAAUGUGUGUGUCUGCCCGCCUGUCUGUCUCUCUGCAGAAACCAACAAAAACACAACAAAGUUCGAUUAAAACCGAUUAAAAAGAGACAAAUUAAGGUUUUUAAACUCUUUUAAAUCUUCACAGAAUCAUCCGGGUUCUUAUUUUUCCUCCUACAUUUAAAAAAAAACACUUUAAACUGAGUUUUUAACUCUAAAUGUGAAACUAACAGUUCGGGUUUGAUAUGAACUUAAUGAGUCUGAGAGUUUAUUUACAUGAAACUGGGAUCCUCUCCCUCUCUCUCUCUGUCUCUCUCUCUCUGUCUCUCUCUCUCUCUCUCUCUCUCUCUCUCUGUGAGCUCAGUGUCUCUCGCCCAGUCUGAGAAACUGAAUACACACCUGACCUGAGUGUGUGUGUGUGUGUGUGUGUGUGUGUGUGUGUGGUUCACCGACAAUAGAACAAAGGGGGGGUGUUUGAAUAAACUUUAUUAACUAAACUCACGUGAACAUACAGGAGACCUUUGACCUCCGUACAGACGAGGAAAAAACUAAAACUGUAAGAAAAGAAAGAAAAAAUAAAAAACAACAAAUAGAGAAGAGAAGAAAAGAUGAAGGACAAAAGAGAGAGAGAGAGAGAGAGAGAAAGAAAGAAGAGAGAAGGUGAGAGAAAAAAGGAUGAAAAAUAAAAAAUAAAAAAGGAAGAUAAAGAAAAAAUAAGAACAACAAACAAAUAGAAAGGGAAGAAAAGAGAGAAGAAAACAUGGAAGAGAGAAAAAGAGAGAGAGAGAGAGAAAGAGGGAAAGAAAAGAAAAAGAAAGAAGGGAAGAAAAAUUUGAAGGAAAGAAAAAGAACUAAGGAUAAAAAAGAAAAAAUAAAGAAGUGAAGAAAGAGAAAAGAAAAAGACAGAAGAACAACAAAUGCAGAGGGAAGAAAAGAUAGAAGCAAAAAACAGAAAUAAGAAAAAAGCAAAGAAUAAAGAAAGAAGGGAAGAAGAAAUUGAAGGAAAGAAAGAAUAAAAACGAAAAAAUAAAGAAGGGAAGAGAAAAAGAAAAAGACAGAAGAACAACAAACAAAUAGAAAGAGGAGAAAAGAGAGAAGAAAAGAUGGAAGACAGGAAAAGAGAAAAAAAGGAUGAAGAUGGAAAAGAAAGAAAAAAAUUCACGACUUUGAAACAAAAACGUAAACAGACUCACCUGUCUGAUGAUGUCAUCACCGUCCACCUGAAGGGGUCAGAGGUCACAUGUCCCUGAACUCCAGCUGAUGACGUCACAGGAAGUGGUUUUUGCGACCCCGAUCCAGGAGAGGGAUCAGACCAGAACCAAGACCAACACCUGCUCCGACCCGGGACCCGUGUCUGAACAGAGACCAGGACAGCAGGUCUCUGCAGACCCACAUGUGAGGGACUGGAGUCCAACCAGGACCGCUGGACUUCCACAAUACUGAGCUGUAGAGCUGAGAGCGCCCCCUACUGUUCAUAUUUAUAAAACUAACUUUGUUUUCAUCUCUGACUCUGAAUUAUUACAGAUAUUGAUGAUCAUAACUGUGAUUGAUUGAUUGACUUUGUUCUUGUUUGAUUUUCAGACUCUUUCAUCUCAUGAACUUUUAAAUCUUUAUUAACUUUAGUAUUUUUUAUUAUAUUUGAUCAGAGUUUAUUAUAGUUUAUUAUAUUUGAUCAGAGUUUAUUAUAGUUUAUUAUAUUUUAUUAUAUUUUAUUAUAGUUUAUUAUAGUUUAUUAUGGUUUUAUCGUUUUAGUUCCCAGAUCCAGAGUUUCAUCGGUCCCCUGUGUGUGUAUCUGUGUGUGUGUUUGUGUUGAAUGAGGUUUGUUUUUUGUAUUUUUAUUUAUUUUAUUGUUUUAAUAUCCUGCGUAAACAAACAUCACUUUGUUUUACAUUCUCUGUAUGAAAAGUGAUUUAAAAAUAAAGUUUGAUUGAUUGAUUGAUUGAUAAACAGCUGACCCAUCAUCUCUGCUGCUCUGAUUUAUUGAUCUGUCUCCUCAUUGGCUCGUUCUGUACGGAGUCAGAUUAGGGUCAAAAAUAAUCAAACUGAACUUCUUCAGAGAGAAAAAAACUCACUGAAGAGAAAAAAGUCAAACUUUAAACUUAUAAACUAAAUAUUUAUGUAAUUUUAUAAACUUCUGAUCUUUGACUUUUUCUCAUCUUUCCUUUUAUUUUUAUUUAUAUAAUAAAUAAAUAUAUUUAUUUACAAUUUCAUAAAUAAUUAGUUUGUAAGUUUCAAGUUUGACUUUUUUUGCUUCAGGAGUUUUUUUCUCUCUAAUUCUUAUUUUUUGUUUGAUACUAAUCGGACUCCAUAGUUAUUGAUAAUCACUAGUUGCCAUAGAAACAGCUGAUCAGCAUGGAGACCAAAGGUGAAGGUGUUAAAUAUCGUGAGAGCGUCGCCUCCUUCUUUCUGUCAGAGGAGAAAAGACCAGAGUCAGGUAUCACCUCCUCCCCCUUCAUCCCCUCAUCCUCUUCUGUUUGUCAGGAGGUGUGAACGACAGAACAGAGGACAAAAGGAAGAGACGACAGGAAGGAGGGACAGAGGAGGGAGGAGGGGGAGGAGGAGGAAACCUGAGGAUCAGAGGAGAGGAGAAGAAAACUCAUAAAAGAAGGAGAACAGAGGGAGACGAGAAAGAGAAAAAAGAGAAGAUGAACAAAUGUCCAAUAAAGAAGAGGAUGAAAAAGAAAAACACAGAGAGGAGGAAAAAGAAAGAGAGAAACGAAAAUAGAGACGAGGAAAAGAAAAAAAUGUACAACGAAAAAAAACAGAAAAGUAAAAAAGGAAAAAAAGAGAGGAAGAUGAAAUGUCCAAUAAAUAAAGAAGAGAAUGAAAAAGUAAAACACAGAGAGGAGGAAAAAGAAAGAAAGAAACGAAUAUAAAGACGAGGUAGAAAAAGAAAAAGUAAAAAAGGAGAAAGAAGAAAGGAAGAUGAAGGAAAACAGAAAAAAAGGUGAGAAGGAAAAAUUACAAAAAGAAAGUUAAAAUGAGAAAAAGAUAAAAAAAAAACAGAGAAGGAAAGAAGGAAGGAAUUAAAAAAAAAAGAAAAAGGUAAGAACAGAACAGGAGAAUAAAAUUAUCCAAAAAAAGAAAAACCAUAAAAAGAAAGAAACAGAAAAAGAAAUAAAAAGAGAACACGGAUAGGUAAAAAAAAAAGAUGGAACCUAAAAAAUCAAGAAAAAAGAUUAUCAAUAAAAAAAUAAAAAAACAAAGAAAAAUGUAAAAAUGAAAAAGGGCACCAAGAAAAAGUAAGAGAGGAGAAAAAAGAGAGGAAGAUUAAAAAAACUAAAGAAAUUAAGGUGAGGAUGAAAAAAAAAUUUAAAAAAGAAAGUUAAAGUUAAAAAAACAUGAAGAUAAAAAAGAAAAACAAAGAAGGAAAGAAUUAAAACAAAAAGUAAAAGUAAGAAGAAAACAGGAGCAUAAAAAUAUAGAAAAUAAAACCAAUAACAAAAAGAUGGAGGAGGAGAAAAAAGAUAAAAAAAAAUGGAAACAAAAGAACAGGAAAGAAAAAAUUGAACCAAAAAAUUAAAAAAAAACAAAGAAACUGAUGUUAAAAAAAAGAGUAAAAAUGUCACAGAAGAAAGAGAUAAAAAUAAAAGUAAGAGAGGAAACAACAGAAAAAAAGAGGAGGCAAUAAAAAAAACCAUGAUUUCAGUAUUAAGGAAGACAAAACAAGAAAACGAGAAAAAGAAAGACAGAAUAAAAGAAAGUAAAGAAAAAGAGGAAAGAAGGAAAACAAAGGGGAGACAAGAGUGUAGGAAAAGAGUUUAUUAUUAAAGGAGGUAGGACAGAAAAAAGGAAGGAUGAAUUCAGGACGAGAAGGAAGAAGGAAAGGAAGUGAGGAAGUGAAGGAAGGUCAGAAAUGGAGGGAACACAGGAGAGGAGCAUUGUGGGUAACUGUCACCUGUCUGUCAAAGUGAGACGUAGAGAAUAACAAAGAAGACGACAGGAAGAGGGGGAGGAGACAGGACUUUGACAGACAGGUGAUAGCCCUGCCCCUCUGUGAUGUCAUCGGAGGGAAAGGGCGGGAAAAUGAAAACUGGUUCAUUGAUUUUCUCAUUGAUUUAAAGGAAGAAUCUGAUACUAAAAACAAACUUUAUCGAUCGAUCGAUCGGUGAUCACAGCUGACUCACCUGAGUGUCGAUCGCCCCGGCCUCUUCAUUCACAGCUCUCUCUCUCUCUCUCUCUAAAGAGUGUUUCUUUUUUUCAUGAAUUAUUCUGUUUUUAGUAAAAAAUGAAGAACAGCUGAUCUGACUUCAUUUACACGUGUAUCUGACUCCACCUGCUGGACACUGAGAGAACAACACUCACCCGUCCACUGAUCAGUGUCUCUGGAGUUUAAUGGACCUUAAGUGGACCAAUGAGAUCAAUAUAAAUCUAAACCAAAUUAAUUAAUCCUAAUUCUGUUUAUAACAGGUGAGUUUAAUCCUUAAUCUAGUUUAAAUAGGUACAUUUAAUCCAUAAUCUGGUUUAAACAGGCGAGUUUAAGACCAGAUCUGGUUUAAACAGGUGAGUUUUAGCCUUUGUCUGAUUUAAACACGUGACUUUAAUCCUUAAUCUGGUUUAAUCAGGUGAUUUUAAUCCUUAAUCUGGGUGAAACAGGUGGGUUUUAUACUUGAUCUAACUUCAACAAGUGAGUUUUGUCCUCAAUCUGGUUUAACCAUACGAGUUUAAUCCUUAAUCCGGUUAAAACAGAUGAGUUUUAUCCAUAAUCUGGUUUAAAAAAUUGAGGUUAAGACUUAAUCUAGUUUUUUUUUAAAAGUGAGAAUAAUACUUAAUCUAGGUCAAACUGGUAAAUUUAAUCCCUAAUUUGGUUUAAUCAGGUAAAUUUUACAAUUUAUUUUGGUUUAAAUACAGAUGAGUUUUUAACCUAAUCUGAUUUAAACAGGUGAUCUCAAUCCUUAAUCUGGUUUAAAGAGGUGAGUUUCAUCCUAAAUAUGAUUUAAACAGGUGAGUUUAAUCCUUAAUCUGGUUUAAAGAGGUGAGGUCAAGACUCAAUCUGGUUAAAACAAGUAAAUUAAAUCCUUAAUCUGGUUAAAACAGGCAAGAUUAACCCUUAAUCUGAUUUAAACAGGUGAGUUUAAUCUUUAAUCUGGUUUUAAACGUUGAGGUAAAGACUUAAUCUGGUUUAAACAGGUAAAUUUAAUCCUUAAUCUGGUUUAAAAUGUUGAGGUAAAGACUUAAUCUGGUUUAAGUGAGGUCACAUUAAACUCAAACAAAGAUUAGAAUAAAACAGUUUCUCUUCGUCUUCAGUCUGAAAUAAUCCAGAUUAUUUUAAGAACAGGGCCACCAUGACAGAGUGAAACUUUUAUUAACACAAUUAAACAUGGGAACACACACACUGUCUGUCUGUGUGUGCGUCUGUGUGUAACGUGUGUGUGUGUAAUGUGUGUGUAUUUCUGUGUUUAGUGUGUAGAAAACUUUGGCAGCUGGUUUCCCAGAAUGACCCGCCUCUCCACGCCAUCUUCAGAGAUGCUCGCCAGUCUGAUCACGCCCCCGCUGGAUCCGUCCCUCUCCAUCGCCAGAGACAGAGCUGAGACACGGACAGACAGGUGAGACACAGACAGGUGAGACACAGACAGACAGGUGAGACACGGACAGGUGAGACACAGACAGGUGAGACACAGACAGGUGAGACACAGACAGACAGGUGAGAUAAUGAGUUUCAGGAUUAAGACACAGUUUGUAGUUUUUGUGCAUUACAAGCAGCAGCCCUGCGGUGGACUACAUCUCCCAGCAUGCCUUGCGGCGUACCUGCAGCAGUCAGCUCCAGACACUGCUCUUUGUUCAGUCCUGGUUUGUAGUUGGAGUCCAUGAAGCCGUAGAUGUAGGUGCUGCCGCUGCCUCCCACCGACACGGGCUGCCUCACCAACAUCCCCCCGAUGGGAACGCAGUACACCUGACACACACACACACACACACACAGGUCAGCUGAUUGUUUCCCUCACCUGUACAGGUACACCCUCAGGUAAGCGCCUCACCUGUCCUCCCUUCCUGCGGUCCCAGCCGGCCACCAGGAUCCCGGCGGUCAGCUCCUCUCUGUACCGGUAACAGCUCGCUUUGAACAGGUUGGCCGCCGUCUCCACCAGCGGGGGCUCGUCCAGCUCGAUGCUGAGGGGGCGGAGCCACACACAGGUAAGACAAAACCACCACACCUGACUGGAUCCUGAGGCUGUCAAUCAAACUCUGUGUGUGUGUGUGUGUGUGUGUGUGUGUUACCUGUGGAAGCCCAGCUGGUAGGUGACCACAUCAGCAAUCGCCUGAGUGUCAGCAGCUGAUCCGGACCUGCAACACAUCAGAACCAGAACCUCAGUGACCCGCGCUUCAUUAACAGGUUCUCAGAUCAGGGUUCUAGAAGGUUCCUGUCUCUUUAGGAGACUUCCAGAACCCUGAAGUGAAUGUGGUCUGAACAGUUCCUGUUCACAGGGUCACGCUGGUUUUGGCUCUUUUAAAAGUUCACAAAGAAGUUUUUAUCGAGAUUCUCGGAGAGAAGAAAACAUGAGAGAGUUAUCAGAACAUGUCAGGAGGGAGAGUGACCUGCAGCAGAAGAUCCUGUCGUGGAUCGGAGUCAGUUUGUCCGUUACUCUGUUGGCGAUGUACGCUCUGAGGGAGAGAGAGAGAGAGAGAGAGAGAGAGAGAGAGAGAGAGAUUUAUACAAAGGUGGACUUUAAAAUGACCACCUGAAGAACACCUGCAGUCUCUUACUCACCCUGUGGUGGUGCGAGAGUCAGCACCAAUCACGACUCCACCGUCGUACUCCACCGCCAUGAUGGUGGUCUGAUGGACAGAGGGACGGGUUAUUUGGAGACACGACAAGAGCUGACUCAAGAGUUAGAAAUGAGGUUAAACCUCCUUCUAUCGUGUCGUUUAGAAAAGAGUCAUGGAUCACGGUCAGUGUUUGCUCUUUCUGAGGAUGUGAUGAUAUUUCAUUAAUAACCUCUCACCAGACCAUUUCAUACUUCAUUCUGAUUGGUCAAAACAUCCAUUCUCAACAUCUAAAGUGACUCCACAGACCAUCACAGGUCAUUUCCUGUGGAGAAAGGUUCUGUUUCCCCUCAGCCUGUUCACUCUGUGGUUUCAGAACCAGGUAGAAUAAAAUAAAGAGAUAAAAUAAGAAAAAAUAAAGAGACAAAAAGAUAAAAUGAGUAAAAAUAGAGAGAAAAUGUAAAAAAAAAUUAAGAAAAAAUAAAGAGACAAAAAGAAAAAAUAGAGAUAAUUUUUUUAAAAUUAAGAAAAAAUAGAUAAAUUGAGUAAAAAUAGGGAAAUAAAAAAAAUAAGAAUAAAUAGAGAAAUCUUAAAAAAAAUUAAGAAGAAAUAAAGAGAAAUUUUUAAAAAUAUAGAAAAAAUACAGAUAAAUAGAUAAAUUCAGUAAAAAUAAAGAGAUAAAUAGAUAAAUAAAUUUAAUAAAAGAGAUACAUUUAAUAAAAAUAAAAGCGAUAAAAAGGUAAAAUUAGUAAAAAUAAGUUAAAAAAAAACAAAAACAGAGAGAUAAUACCCAGGUAUGUAAACAUGUUGGUUCUGGUCUCUGACUGGUCUUGGACCGGGUCAAUAAAGACAGUUAUAAGAGCAGCCUGAAAACCCACUCAGACCACCUUCAGACUGAUGAUCCCCCUCGGUCCCAGGGAACCCGGGUCCGACAGAUUAGUUCUAAUUCAACAUCUGUGAACCUUCGUCCUCUGCCGUUUACAAUCAUGUUAUCACACAGAGCCCAUUAUCGGACACAGUCUUUGAUCAUAAACUUGUAAAUAUUACUAAAGUUAGCUCCUCAUUAAACUACAUUAGUGAUUCAGCUCUCCUAUUAAACUCUCCAUCAGGUCCGGGUCCAGUUCGGUUCUGUUCGGAGCUUCAGUUCGCCUCCUCCUCCUCAGAAGUGCUGUCUCAUUCAGCUGCUGUUACACUUUUAAAAACUCCCCACAGAGGCCGAACCGGCUCCAUUCUGUCCGCCCCGGUCCACGAGGCUCUAGUACUCACCCCGGUGCUGACUUCCUGGCUGGUCCAGUCCGGUACCAGGUCGUUUUUGGAGGAAAUUUGCUGCCCGAAGAUCGGAACCAUCGCUGCUGUUGCCGCCAUCUUGUCUCUGUGAGGAUAAAGUAACCGGAAGAGGCGCCCUGAGAGGAUGCCGCCGUUACUGAGACACUUAUCAACUUCAGACUCUGUGAGGGCUUUCAAUAAAUAAUUAUCGAUCAAACUGCAUUUUUUUUUUCAUGUCACGAUCAGUUUUAAUCAUAUAACAGAAAUGACGGAGCUAAAUUCACGUCGAAAUGCUGCUUUAAAAUAGUUUUGUUAAGGCAUGUCAGCGGACACCUGUUUGGGGGGGACCAUCCGGAGUGAGGCAGGAAGAGAAGGUAAACACGGCUGAUGUUGAGAAAAAACGACUCAAAAACCUCCAUUUAAACAUUUAAUUUGUCUGUUUUUACAACAAAGUCAGUUUCUUUCUCACAUCUUUGUUGUUGACUUAUAGAAAUGUUUCCCUAUAAGAGCGCAAACGGGUUUUUUAGACCGUCCUCAGCUGACUGGACCGAACCGAACCGGAGAAAAGAGAGACAGACAUGAAAUAAAACAACAAAUACCUGAAAAUAUUACUGUUUAGAAAAGGGGCGGAGUCUUUAAUUCUGCUGAUAAAAGGACGAAAAUAUGUGUUUUUAGAUCCUAAAAAAACAAACUUUAUUUCGGUCCAAUUAAAGGUUCUGUCGGGGUUUUUUAACUGGAUGAGAAACGGACUAAAACUGGUUCUGAUGUGGUUUAGUGUUGUGGUUCGACCUUAGUACUGUUAUUAGAAAUCAAUUUUAGGUCUUUUGGUCACAUGACAGUGAAGCUAUUGAAGGAAAACAGCCUUUUCUCAGAACAUCAACCGGUAAUUUAUUGACGGUCCCUUAUUCAACACCGACGUUGACAGUGAGGGUGUCGAGUAGAUUUAACCGCGCUGCUGUUGUUAUUCCCGGUUAUGGAGAGUGAGAAGAGCGAUAGUUUUUUUUUUCGUAGAAUGGUAGGGGAAGGUCCCGCCCUCCUUUGCCUCUGAUUGGCUAGAAAUGCUGGGCUCCGAUUGGUUAUUGCUUAUGGCUGUGAAAUGUCCUCCAGAUUAAUGCUGUGUUCCAGUCACCUUGGAAGUCGGCUGUUGAAGUUGGGAACAACGUUAUACCCGUUCCAGUUAACAAGUCGGAUAUAAGAGGUCACACUUUGGCCACAGGGGGGCAGCAGAACCAACACAGACCGAAAAGUCUUGAGAGGAGCUUUAAAGUCUGACUCUGAGUGUGUUUGUGUUUCAGAUGACGGUCCAUAACCUGUACAUAUUUGACCGUAACGGCAGCUGUCUCUAUUAUAACGAGUGGAACCGCAAGAAGCAGGCCGGGAUCUCCAAGGACGAGGUGAGGGGACGGACGCGGACGAGACCGAAGGAUGAGAGAGUGAAACGCUCAAGGUCCCAUCAAUCUAACCCUGCUGUCUGUCUGUCUGUGUGUCUGUGUGUCUGUCUGUGUGUCUCUGCAGGAGUUCAAGCUCAUGUAUGGGAUGCUGUUCUCCAUCCGGUCGUUUGUCAGUAAGAUCUCCCCUCUGGACAUGUAUCCUUCAGAUAUCUGCCUGCCUGUCCGUCUGUCUGUCUGUCUGUCUGUCUGUCUGUCUGUCUCCCCACCUGUCCGUCUGUGGUCCUUAGCAGCCCGUGUGUCCUCAGGAAGGACGGCUUCCUGUCCUUUCAGACCAGUAAAUAUCGUCUUCAUUACUACGAGACGCCCAGUGGACUGAGGUUUGUGAUGAACACAGACCUGUCCGUCACCAACGCCAGAGAGACGCUGCAGCACAUAUACAGCAAUGUAAGACAGGCUAAGACUUAUUAUUAUUAUUAUUAUUAUUAUUAUUAUUAUUAUUAUGAUUAUCAAUAUUAUUGUCAUUAUUAUUAUUAUUACUGUUAUUAUUAUUAUUAUUAUUGUCAUUAUUAUUAUUACUGUUGUUAUUAUUAUCAAUAUUAUUGUCAUUAUUAUUAUUACUGUUGUUAUUAUUAUCAAUAUUAUUGUCAUUAUUAUUAUUAUUACUGUUAUUAUUAUUAUCAAUAUUAUUGUCAUUAUUAUUAUUACUGUUGUUAUUAUUAUCAAUAUUAUUGUCAUUAUUAUUAUUAUUACUGUUAUUAUUAUUAUCAAUAUUAUUGUCAUUAUUAUUAUUACUGUUGUUAUUAUUAUCAAUAUUAUUGUCAUUAUUAUUAUUACUGUUGUUAUUAUUAUCAAUAUUAUUGUCAUUAUUAUUGUUACUGUUAUUAUUAUUAUCAAUAUUAUUGUCAUUAUUAUUAUUACUGUUGUUAUUAUUAUCAAUAUUAUUGUCAUUAUUAUUAUUACUGUUAUUAUUAUUAUCAAUAUUAUUGUCAUUAUUAUUAUUACUGUUAUUAUUAUUUAUUUAUUUUAAACAUAAUAAUGAUCCUGUGAUAUCACUGUAAAAAACAACAGUUUAGAUUGAAGAGUUACUGAGCCAAGUAUGGAUCAAUAUCAUCACGAUUACACCUUAUCUGUGUGUGUGUGCGUGUGUGUGUGUGUCCCUCAGCUGUAUGUGGAGUACAUCGUGAAGAACCCGGUGUGUGUGUUGGGUCAGACUUUGGACAGCGAGCUCUUCAGCAACCGUCUGGACGCCUUCAUCAGAGCUCUGCCCUACUACAGCCCCCGAGCUGCAUAAUACACACACACACACACACACACUAACUCACACACAGAGUUUUAAUGUAAUGUUUAUCCUGAAUUUGUUGUUGUUUUUGUGAAUCUGUCGUAUUAAAUGUUUCCAAACAUGAA